Molecule: messenger RNA, 1416 nt
Organism: Carassius carassius (crucian carp)
Lineage: Eukaryota; Metazoa; Chordata; Actinopteri; Cypriniformes; Cyprinidae
Product: protein odd-skipped-related 2-like
Exons: 4
Coding region: 233-1129 (298 amino acids)
Biological process (GO): urogenital system development; embryo development; regulation of transcription by RNA polymerase II
Cellular component (GO): nucleus
Molecular function (GO): DNA-binding transcription factor activity, RNA polymerase II-specific; RNA polymerase II transcription regulatory region sequence-specific DNA binding
Source: RefSeq, a predicted model, not a curated record
GCCGCUCGAGCUAGAUCAAGCACCGCGGGGUCCGGGAUCCAGAGCAGGUCCCGAGCAGAACCGAACUCGAACACUUCUGAAGCUGACUCGCUUUAUCAUGUUCAGACUGUAGUUAUGAACUUGAGCUGAAGUGUGUGGAUCUACAGUCGAACUGCAACCUUUGGCAUUGGGGCUAUCAUGAUUUGAGGAAAGAAACAACUUUUGAAAAGUAAGGAAAACAAGGCGUUGUGUAAUGCAUCGGUUUGCUUGUGUUCUCAGGAUCCUGCUGGAGUUCGGUUCUGAGAUGGGCAGUAAAGCUUUACCGGCGCCGAUCCCGGUGCACCCGGGGCUGCAGCUCAACUUCUCGCUCCUGCAGACGCUCAACGCGUUCCCCGCCGCCGUGGAUCAUCUGUACGGCCUGAGCUCGCUCCAAACCAUGCAGAUGAACCACUGGACUCUGGGCUACCCAACCGUUCAGGGCCUCGUGGACCCGCGCUUCACGUUCUCCGCCGCUCUGCCGUUCGCCGCGCACCUCUUCCACCCCAAACACGGGUCCGUGACGCGCGUCGCUCCCGCGCUGCACAAGGACGGACCCAGGUUUGACUUCGCGAACCUCGCGGUGGCGGCCACGCAGCAGGAUCCGCCCAAACCGGGCGAUCUGGGCAAACUGUCCCCGGAGCGCAAGCCCGCGCGCGGCAGACUGCCGUGCAAAAGCAGAAAGGAAUUUAUUUGUAAGUUUUGCGGGAGACACUUCACCAAAUCCUACAAUCUACUGAUCCACGAGCGCACGCACACCGACGAGCGACCGUACACCUGCGACAUCUGCCACAAGGCCUUCAGGAGACAAGACCACCUGCGAGACCACAGAUAUAUUCACUCCAAGGAGAAACCCUUCAAAUGUCAGGAGUGCGGGAAGGGAUUUUGUCAGUCGCGAACUUUGGCGGUUCAUAAAACCUUGCACUUGCAGGAAUCUCCUCACAAAUGCCCCACAUGCGGAAGAACCUUUAAUCAAAGAAGUAACCUGAAAACUCACCUUCUCACCCAUACAGACCUCAAGCCCUUCUCCUGCGGCCGCUGCGGAAAGGUGUUUCGGCGCAACUGCGACCUGCGACGCCACAGUUUGACACACAGCCCACAGCAGGACUACUAACUAGUGAACUAACGAGUGCACACACGUCUGACGGACGCCACGGACUCGCUUUCACCAGAACAGACUCUGUGAACUCAUGUAAAUAAAGUUUAUAUCGUUGUUUCUAUUAUCAUCAUCUGCAUCGGAACUCAACGCGUUUGGAACUGGGAGAAGUGAUUGUUAACUAAAGCGUCUGAUCUGCUCACAUGAGCACAGGAUUAAUAACAUCUGUUGCAGUCGAAGACAAUACAGUGAGUGAGAAGAGACCGACACAAUUCUGCUUUAAUAAAAGAGUUAUCUUUUUUAAA